Molecule: messenger RNA, 1995 nt
Organism: Scophthalmus maximus (turbot)
Lineage: Eukaryota; Metazoa; Chordata; Actinopteri; Pleuronectiformes; Scophthalmidae
Gene: cdcp2
Product: CUB domain containing protein 2
Exons: 6
Coding region: 334-1935 (533 amino acids)
Source: RefSeq, a predicted model, not a curated record
GUGUGCGUGUGCGUGUGCGUGUGCGUGUGUGUGUGUGUGUGGCCGUCUUUAAAAAUGCAUAGCAUCUCUCCAAACAGUGUCCUGACAAGCCACUCGUGCUCAUUGAAUAUCAGUCAUUAAAAUUUAGCGCAGGGGGCAAAGCGCGGCCUAGGUGAGGGUGUCAGGUUCCUCAUUCCGGCUGGGAAUGAAUUUUUCAAAGUCCUCUGCUACCUCUGGAGGCACCACUGCUAAUGUCUGCCUGCACGAGGCUGCACGCUCUGACGCCGCCGUUUGUUUUGCCUCUGCUGGUACUGUGGCUGAGGCGUGACAAAAGGCUGAAUCAACUAUAACAACAUGAUACUCAAGGUGGCUCUACUGAUUCACUUACUGCUGGUCGUUGACCGGGCUGAUUCCACAAAAGGUGUCAAAUGUGGAGGAGUCCUGGCUGCUCCGUCUGGCAAUAUCUCCAGUCCAAACUACCCGGGCCUGUACCCCUACAACACGGACUGUUCCUGGCUCAUUGUGGUGGCGGAGGGCUCCUCCGUCCUGCUCACCUUUCACUACUUUGAGCUGGAGUACCAUGCCAACUGCGCUUACGACUACAUCAAGAUCUACAACGGCAUAUCUGAGGACGCGGGGAACCUCCUUGGGACGUUUUGCGGCGACAUCUCCCCACCUCAGUUCACCUCCUCCUGGAACGUCAUGUCCAUCAUCUUCCACUCGGACCGGCAUGUGGCCUACAGGGGCUUCAGCGUCGGCUACAGAAAAGACGUGUGUGGUGGAGUCCUCACCGGCCUGUCAGGUGUGAUCUCCAGUCCCGGCUACCCUCAGGAGUACAGCAACAACGCCGACUGCUCGUGGGCCAUCCACGUGUCCAACACCAGCGUGGUCACCUUGGUCUUCUUGGACUUCCAGCUCGAAAACAACGAAGGGUGCAACUUCGACUUUGUCGCCCUCUUCGACGGCCCGACGGUCGCCCAUCGCCACCUGGGCAAAUACUGCGGGGCAGAUAGACCUCCCAACGCAGUCACCACCUCCAACCAGCUCCUGGUCGUCUUCAAGUCGGACUUCAACAUCGGGGGCCGAGGGUUCAAGGCUUACUAUUACUCAGGGGAAUGCCAGAGAGUCCUGUCGGCUGUGGGCGGCAACUUCAGCAGCCCCCAUUUCCCCGGCAUCUACCCGAACAACAUCAACUGCCACUGGAGCAUCACGCUCGCGGCCGGCUAUCGCAUCAAGCUCUUCUUCCCUCUGAUGGACCUGGAGGGCCGCAACGGCCUGUCCGACGAGUGCGACUACGACUCCGUGGCGGUUUAUGACGGGGACAGUCAGACGGACGCGCUGCUGGGACGCUGGUGUGGCCGAGAGCAGCCGCCCUCCCUCGUCUCCACGCGCAACACGCUGCUGGUGGUUCUCAGCACGGACCGGAACGAAGCUCACAGAGGGUUCACCGCGUCCUAUCUGGGAGUGGUACCUGUAAACGUUAGCUGUACAAGAUCAGAAUUCACCAUUUUGAUACCCCAGCAGUCCUUGCCUCAGCUGGACCGUGAGCGGAUCUACCUGGGCGACCCGACCUGCGCGUCCCAGUUAACGGCCACCUCGUAUAAGAUACAGACCCAGUUUGUCAACUGUGGUACUGCGAGCCAGAAACAUCGGAACAUCACCAUGAUGGUGAACAAACUCUACAUCGAUUUCUCUGACGGGAAGCAGCAGAAUGUGCAGGAGUACAAGCUGCAGUGCGAUGCCCUGCGGAAGAUCGCGUACGUGUCCAUCAUCUCUGCAGAGGAGCGUCGUCUCGAGGAGCAGGCCAAGCAACAAACGGACAACGACAGUGGCGGCGGCAAAGCCGGAAAGGAGGACACCGGGCCUCACGAUCUGAGCGAUAUCGUCUUCAUCAGCAUCUGCGUCCUGGCUGUUAUUCUCAUGGUGAUAGCUAUUGUUUGGCUGGUGUUGCUGUAGUGAUAUAUACUGCACAUGUAGUAUUCGCCAGCAAAGAUGGGACUACCAAUGCGGAGGUUA